This is a messenger RNA of Dinoponera quadriceps, 2117 nucleotides long. RefSeq names its product major facilitator superfamily domain-containing protein 12-like. The record is from RefSeq and is a predicted model, not a curated record. Gene Ontology annotation, cellular component: membrane. Gene Ontology annotation, biological process: carbohydrate transport. Gene Ontology annotation, molecular function: symporter activity. The transcript has 7 exons. The coding region runs from base 566 to 1897 and encodes 443 amino acids. Lineage: Eukaryota; Metazoa; Arthropoda; Insecta; Hymenoptera; Formicidae.
GCGGAUAGCCGCGCUAUUUGUUCGCUAUAUAUCGUCGUGACAUGUGACGGUAGGGUCAAUUUUAGCAGAUGUUAAAGAUACGUAACGUUCGAAUAGAUCGCGUCUACUGUAAUCCGAUUAUUUCUUCGGUGACGUUCGUGAAACAGGCCCUUUACAAUCGCGAGGCGGCAAUCGGAUAGCAUUAUGCCCGAGUUAUAUGUUUCAGUUUCCAAUUUACUUUUCGAAAUUCCCAAAAGGAUGCAAUAUCAAUGGAGUAUAUUUGUUAUUAAGAUACAAUCGAGAUUAUUUUGACAAUCUGUGUGCUUUGACGAAAUUUACCCAUGAACAUCACGCAAGAGACUAUUUUAAAAAAGGAAAUAGCUCGCAGCGAUAUCCAAUCAAGUGAAAGGAAUGCCGGCCACAGACUCACCUUAAGAAGAAGUAACUUUAUCGCAACUUUGUUUCAUCGCGAACGAAGGAGCGAUUUUCUGCAAACGCGACAAACAAGCUGGGAUAAUAUCGUAUAAUGGAUAUAUAGGGAUCAUAAAGUUCCUUCCUUCGUCUUGAAAAAUACGCGUUUCUAAGAAUGGAUAAUACCAAUGAACGAACACCCCUCGUCGAAGGGAGGAUAGCGACGUCCACGAAAUUGGCCUACGCACUCGGACAUAUUUUCAACGAUUUAGCGGCAGCUAUGUGGUUCUCCUACACUUUGAUUUAUCUUCAACGAGUGGUACUGUUACAGCCUAUCGUCGCCGGUGCGCUUUUACUUUUAGGACAAAUUGUCGAUGCGAUUAUGACGCCUGUCUUCGGUUUCGUCGUCGAUCGUUACUGCAAGAAGAAAAAUUGGCACGUCCUCGGUUCCGUCAUGGUCACUCUGACUUUCCCCGUGAUAUUCGGUGGUUUUGUUCGUUCGUUCAAUUCGCUCGUUAUGUUCUUAUACGUAAUGAGUAUCGCGAUCUUUCAAACGGGCUGGGCGGCCGUGCAAAUCUCUCAUUUAUCAAUGAUUCCCUCGUUAACUAAUUCCCUUCUAGAUCGAGCCGAUUUGACCGCGAUAAGAUAUUCCGCUCAAGUUAGCGCGGCCGUGAUAGUUUUCGUGGUCACGUGGAUAGUUCUACCAACUAAUGGUGACUCGAUGGUUCAACUGGAUCAACGAGAUGAUUAUAAAUUCAGAAACAUCGUAUUGGUUCUCACAGCUAUGGGUUUAAUCGCGACAACCUUCUUCCAUUUUCUGCUGAAAGCUAAUCUCUUGGAACGACCAGAAAUUCCCAGGAAAGCAGGGGCCAAUGAUUCGAUCGAAAUUACUCCGUCAAAUCGUUGGAUGUCUAACGAAUGGGCACGCAUCACGAUUUUAUUGCGCGUUGCGAUGUUGUACGUGGCGAGCAGGUUGUUCAUCACUCUCGCCACCGUAUAUCUGCCAUUGUACAUAGAAGAGACCGAGGUCGGUGGAAAGCAGGCAUUGGCCACCGUGCCGCUUGUUUCCUACGUAUCUUCCUUUGUCGCCUCUUUACUACUUAAAUACAUCAACAGAUGUUGCGGAACCAAGAUCUGCUAUUUUCUCGGCGCCAUCAUCGGCACAAUCGCCGCCGCCGUUACGGAAUUUGUGGAAAGCGAUACGACGAUUGUGUACGUCAUCGCCGUGUUAAUUGGCGCGGGCAGCUCUAUCACGAUGGUCACAGCAUUAAGCGUGACCGCCGAAUUAAUCGGCUCCAGAACGGAACGCAGCGCGCUCGUGUACUCUAUCGUUACCUUCCUCGAUAAGAUCGUCACCGGCGUCGUGGUAAUACUCAUUGAGAGAUGGAGAUGCAACGAUAAGCAAUUUUGCCCUACGUACAAUCGGGACACGCUGUCUAUAGUAUGCGCCUCGUCCAUGUUACUGGGAUUAAUAACUCUGCUAUCUGUGUCGCGUUGUUUGACGUAAAUGCGGGAUCGCCCGAGAUACGAAGGAAACGUUAUUGUUCCCUACCGCGUUCACUGCCCGAGAAUUUUGUAUACAUAUAAUCAUAUACACGCUAUCCAUGACUCAUUCGUGACGCAAGAACAUGUUAGUAUUUUGCGUAUAAAUGAGUCUAACUUAAAAAAACUGCCAGCAAACAUUAACAUUUCAUGUCACGACAUUAAAAAUAUGCUUCAUGUGUACA